Messenger RNA from Euleptes europaea (tarantolino), 981 nucleotides. It is a transcript of the gene CD200, whose product is annotated as CD200 molecule. The transcript has 5 exons. Gene Ontology annotation, molecular function: cell-cell adhesion mediator activity. The record is from RefSeq and is a predicted model, not a curated record. The coding region runs from base 1 to 981 and encodes 326 amino acids. NCBI's taxonomy places the organism in Eukaryota, Metazoa, Chordata, Lepidosauria, Squamata, Sphaerodactylidae. Gene Ontology annotation, biological process: negative regulation of macrophage activation; regulation of immune response.
AUGAUCUCCACAUCUCUUUUCUUCUGUGGCAUCUGGACUGUGGUGGCAGGUGCAGCCCAGGUGAUUCACCAGUCAGUUCAAACAGCCAUAGCUGGAGAAAAUGUGACAUUGUACUGUCGGCUGGCAGAAAGCUAUGAUGUUGUUCAGGUUACCUGGCAGAAGGAGCAUGGGAAAGCCAAGGCAAAUAUAGCCACUUACAGCACGGCUCACGGUCCUAAAGUCCUGGGCACAUAUGAGAAUCGUGUGCACAUUUCUCAAAGUGGGCUGAAUGUUUCUACCAUCACCUUCCAUGGUGUUACAGUAAAGGAUGAAAGUUGUUACAGCUGCAUCUUUAACACAUUUCCCUUGGGAUCCAUCCCAGGCAGGACAUGUCUCAAGGUCUAUGCUCUAACAAAACCCAAGGUCGAUGUGAAGAGUGUUAUGAGUCCAGACAGCACAGGAAAAGAAAUGCUAAAACUCAGCUGCUCAGUAACAGGGAGACCAGCUCCAGUGGUCACCUGGCAGUUCCCGAAACACCUUCAGAUAAAGCCAGUCCAGUAUGUCAUCCACCAUCCAAACCAAACAGUGACUGUUGUGAGCAAUUUUACUCACAUGUCCUCCAAAGAUCUCUGGGAGAACCCAGUCAACUGUGUGAUUCAACAUCCAUCUUUAAACAGUACACAGGAAUUAACUUUGCCUGAAAAAGGGGUAGAACAAGCAAAAAGAAAAGUUCCAAGAAUUCCUGUCCUUGUCUCUAUCUUCAUGUUGGUUGUCAUGUUUAUUCUGGGGCUAUUGGCUUUUUCCAUCUUCAACUGCUGGAGAAGAGUACCCCCUGAAGAUAAAAAGCAAGAUCUUCUACAAAUGGUUCUUCCGAUAUGUCCAGGAAAUUUAACAUGCGGAUGGUAUCCCUGCACAAGAAAUGAAGUCCCAGUGAAAGCUCUUCCCCCAAAAAACUUUCUGGUGGAUGAAGAAUCUGUUGAACGAAACCUUUUUGUGAGAUGA